Chinchilla lanigera (long-tailed chinchilla) is the source of this 2239-nucleotide messenger RNA. Its product is annotated as fatty acid desaturase 2-like protein FADS2P1. Gene Ontology annotation, molecular function: oxidoreductase activity, acting on paired donors, with oxidation of a pair of donors resulting in the reduction of molecular oxygen to two molecules of water. Gene Ontology annotation, biological process: lipid metabolic process. Bases 268 to 1710 code for a protein of 480 amino acids. Gene Ontology annotation, cellular component: membrane. The transcript has 12 exons. Lineage: Eukaryota; Metazoa; Chordata; Mammalia; Rodentia; Chinchillidae. The record is from RefSeq and is a predicted model, not a curated record.
UGCUGCACAGAGGCAGAGAGAGAAGGGAAGCAGAGAAAGAUGGUCUAACUCUCCCAGAGCAGCAGACUCAUGACAGACGAGGGUAGCAACAGGCUGGGAAGGAGCUCACUAGCAGGUUUGAGGAGAGGCAACCAGGCUCACAAUUUUUCUGCUGUGUGAAUCUGACUGCCCUGGAAUGAAAGGGAAGGAAGGCAUCUGUUCCAUGGUCCACUGAGACGAUUAGACCUUUCAGAAAUCAGCACAGAUCACCCUGGGUAUUCAGGGGCCAUGAAGCUUGAGGAGAAGCUUGAGAAUGGACACGUGGGAGGGACAACGGAGCCUUGUCUCAGUGAGACACCCCAGGCAAAUGGGAAGCCAAGAGCAAACGGGAAAGCUGAGGGCUCCACAAAGCGGGAGGCAAAUGGCAAGAGCUAUGUGCCCAGGAGAAGUCUCAAGGCGUACACCUGGCAGGAGAUCCAGAGACACAACCAGGAGGGUGACCAGUGGCUGGUGAUCAGCCGCAAGGUUUACAAUGUCACCGAGUGGGCGUUCAAGCAUCCAGGUGGGCACCGAGUUCUCAACCACUAUGCUGGGGAAGAUGCCACGGAUGUCUUCAGGGCCAUGCACCUGGACCUGGACAUCGUGAAGCUGUACCUUAAGCCACUGCUCAUUGGAGAGCUCGCCCCAGGAGAGCCCAGCCAGGAGAGAAACAAAAACCCCCAGCUGGUGGAAGAUUUUCAAGAACUUCGCAGGACGCUAGAGGCUAUGAACAUGUUUGACGCCCACCCGGGGUUCUUCUCUCUCCACCUCGCCCAAAUCUUGAUUUUAGAAGUCCUGGCCUGGCUCGUCCUGUGUCAUUUUGGCAAUGGCUGGACUGUUACAAUCUUGGUUUCCUUUCUUCUCACAGUUUCACAGGCUCAGAGCUCAUUUUUGCAGCAUGACAUAGGACACCUUUCCAUAUUUAAGAAGUCCAAGUGGAACCAUCUGAUGCACAAAUUUGUGAUGUGCCACCUCAAGGGACUGUCUGCAAACUGGUGGAAUUACCGACACUUCCAACAUCACGUAAAGCCAAACAUCUACCCCAAAGACCCAGAUAUUGACAUGGGCCCAUUGUUCCUGCUUGGAGAUUACCAACCUGUCAAGUAUGGCAAGAAGAAAAUCAAGUACAUCAACUAUGAAAAGCAGCACCUGUACUUCUACAUGCUUGGGCUCCCCUUGCUCAUGCCUGGGUAUUUCAAUCUGCAAUCCAUGCAAGUGAUGUACCUUCGAAAGUACUGGGUGGACAUUGCAUUUGUCAGCAGCUUUUACAUUCGACAUUUCAUCACAUUUGGCUCUUUCUAUGGAAUUUUCGGAACCGUGUUGCUCAUAUAUGUCGUCAAGUUUCUUGAAAGUCCAUGGAUCGCAUAUGUUACCCAGAUGAGCCACAUACCAAUGAGGAUGAGCAAAGAGGAGAACCGAGACUGGCUCAGCACCCAGGUCUUGGCCACCUGUAAUAUUGAACAGUCUUUUUUCAAUGACUGGUUCACUGGGCACCUGAACUUCCAAAUCGAGCACCAUCUUUUCCCCACCAUGCCACGCCAUAAUUAUCACAAAGUGGCACCACUGGUGAGGUCCCUGUGUGCCAAGCAUGGGCUGCAGUAUGUGAACAAGCCCAUGUUGACAGCAUUUGGAGAUAUCAUCAGGGCUUUGAAGAGAUCUGCUGCCAUUUGGGUGGACGCUUACUAUGAGUGACGUGGCACCGUGCGCCCCAUUGUAUCUCUGAAGGGGGUUGGUGGAUGUACAAGAGCUCUUUGCUGUUUAACUGGGAAUUAACUAGCACCGCUGGCAUACCUGCCGAUGCCAAGAAUGUGAACUCAAGGACACAUGACAAUCUCUUCCCGGAAAGUCAUUGAAAACAAGAAGCAGAAGAAGCACAACAUGACUUUGGCCGGGGUGGCAACAGGGAAGUGGGGCUUCACUCUCUUUAUUUUUUCAUUAUGAUCUUGAACUUAGUCUAUCAGUAGACCUUCCUUAAAUCACCUCCUCCAAAGAGCACAAGUAUGGGAAUCAGGUAAAGCCUUCCCAGAGAAGGUGGACAGAAGAGGAAGUAAAUCAAGAGAGACUCAUCUGAUGGAGUAUUUUGGAAAACAGUGCAAUUGCUCUUAGAAGAAAAGAAUUUAUUUAAGUAAUCCCUGUUGAAGUGCAAAUUUUCAGUUCUUUCUUUUCAAAUAUGUAAACCUCUUUUUCCUUAAAAGUUGAUUGAAAUUAAAAUAUAUUCACA